AUGGAGCCUGCCGAAAGGAAAUUAUAUCAGCGUUUGCUGGUUUGUGCCGUUUUUCUUCCAAUCUCAGGUGUUUUAUGCUUUAGUGAGUUAUUUUUCGUCAAGGAGCCCCAUGAUGUCACCGUCAUGCGGAAAGAAGCCGUUAUUUUGGACUGUCAGGCACGUGGAGAGGCACCCAUUGAUGUCAGAUGGCUCAAGAAUGAAGUGAAAGUCGUGGAGAACGAGCGGGUUUACCGGCUCUCCAACGGCUCCCUCUAUAUUGCAGAGGUGGAGAGCAGAAGAGGAGACAAAUCAGAUGAAGGGCUCUAUCAGUGCCUGGCUCAGAACAAGUAUGGAGCAAUCCUGAGCCAAAAAGCCCGUCUUACAAUCGCAAGUAUCUCCUCUUUUGCACUCCAGCCGAUGUCCAUUGUGGUGACUGAAGGCUCAGUUGCCAGAUUUUCAUGUAAAAUCAGCGCACAUCCUCCUCCCAUCAUCACUUGGGAGUUCAAUCGGUUAACAUUACCCCUCACUACUGAAAGAAUCACAGUCCUGCCCAGCGGUGUUCUUCAGAUUUACGGUGUGCAGCGAUCAGAUGCCGGAAGUUACCGCUGCAUCGCAACCAACAUUGCCAGUCGCCGCCGGAGCACAGAAGCCACCCUCACUGUUACCCCAGCUCCCAGCCCCCGACUUCCCCAAAGACCCCAAAUCAUCGUCGGGCCACAGAACAUCUCAGUGCCGCUGCACCAGAGCGCCAUCCUGGAGUGCAUGGCCACAGGCAACCCUCGACCCAUCAUCUCCUGGAGUCGAGCCGACAGCAAGUCUAUUGACGUCUACAACACCAAAGUGUUAGGAAAUGGCAACCUCAUCAUCACAGACAUCAAGCCCCAGCAUGGAGGAGUGUAUAUGUGCAGAGCCACGACUCCCGGCACGCGAAACUACACCGUUACUUCAGCCAACGUCACUGUGCUCGCCCCUCCCUCCUUGAUGGAGUGGCCGGAGAGCCUGACCCGCCCUCGUGCUGGCACGGCCCGCUUCGUGUGCCACGCCGAAGGGUUUCCAACGCCUCACAUCACUUGGCUCAAGAACGGAGAGAAAGUUCACUCCAAUGGUCGGAUCAAGAUGUACAGCAGCAAACUGGUCAUCAACCAGAUCAUCCCUGAGGAUGACGCCAUCUAUCAGUGCCAGGCAGAGAAUGAGCAGGGAUCCGUGCUCUCCAUGGCGAGGCUGAUUGUGGUCAUGUCUGAGGACCGACCGAGCGCGCCCAGGAACAUCCGAGCGGACACGGUGUCCAGCUCCGCCAUUCUACUGGCCUGGGAGAGGCCUCUGUACAACUCCGAUAAAGUUAUUGCUUACUCCGUGCACUACAUGAAGGCUGAGGGAUUGAACAAUGAGGAAUAUCAAGUCGUUAUUGGAAACGAUACAACUCGCUAUAUUAUCGAUGAUCUGGAGCCAGCUCACAACUACACCUUCUACGUGGUGGCCUACAUGCCCAUGGGAGCCAGUCGCAUGUCAGACAACGUGUUCCAGCACACGCUCGAGGAUGUUCCCCUCCGUGCCCCAGAGCUCAGCCUCACCAGCCGCAGCCCCACAGACAUCCAGGUGUCCUGGCAGCCGCUUCCCGACAAGCUGAGCCGCGGCCAGAUCUCCGGCUACCGCUUGUCUUAUCGCACCACCUCGGAUAGCGCCGCCUCACAGAUAGAACUGCCCGGAGGAAAGACCCAGCAUCUCCUGGAAAACCUUCAGCCUGACACCAUCUAUCUUUUGCGUAUUGCUGCUGCGACCGCCGUUGGCUGGGGGGAGCAGUCCGCCUGGACAUCUCACCGCACACCAAAAGCAUCCAGUGCACGAGUUCCUCUGGCCCCUGAACUGUACUUGGAGCCUUCGAACUGCACCACCAUUUCAGCGCGAUGGAUCUUGUCACCGAAAAAUUCGGCUGGCGUGCAAGGCUUCAGACUCUUCUACCAUGAGGAGAGCCAGCCUGAGAGCAACCCGCUGCAGCUGCGUGCCGCUGACAAUGCUCACACCAUCGGGGGACUCGAUCCAAGAAAGAAGUACCACGUUAAGCUUCUGGCCUACAACGCUGUGGGAGACGGCUACCAGGCAGACCAGACCAUCAGCACGCCUGGAUGUGUCUCUGUUCGAGAUCGCCUCGUGCCGCCGCCGCCUCCUCCGCACAACGUGAACGCCAAGACCAACAGUUCAACCACAGUGUUUCUGCAGUGGGGCCGACCGGCCUUCACCUCCAGCCACGCCAUUAACUACACCGUCCGCUGCAACCCGGUGGGCCUCCAGAACGCCUCCCUGGUGCUCUACCUGCAGACACAUGAGCAGAACCUGCUGGUGCGAGAUCUGGAGCCGAACACCAAGUAUGAGUUUGCCAUUAGGCUUCAUAUUGACCAGCUGUCCAGCCCAUGGAGCCCUGUGGUCUAUCAGAGCACUUUCCCUGAAGCUCCCUCUCGACCACCUUCCAACGUCAAAGUGACCCUGAUUGAAGAGGACACAGCGCUCGUUUCGUGGAAACUCCCAGAUGAACCCAAUGUAGCUGUGACACAUUAUACCAUCCUGUAUGCUGCUAAAAAGGCCUGGAUAGCCGGUGAAUGGCAAGUGCUGCAGAGAGAAGGGAGCAUCACCAUGACACUGCUGGAAAACCUGAAGCCAGGACAGAUCUACUUAGUGAAAGUUUCCGCAUCUAACGACAUGGGUGACGGGCCGUUCUCUCACACGGUGGAGCUGAUGGUCCGAGCAGAUCUCUCCACCAAUGAUGUCCAGCUCUCCAGAGGCUCCACGCACUCAACAGCCUUCUCUGAGGGUUUCUACCAUCUGGACCAGAAGUCCAUGACCGGUAUCAGCGUGGGAGUCUCCAUCGCUCUCAUCUGCAUCAUCAUCUGUGCUUUCAUUAUUAUCUGCAGAGGCAAAAACAGAAAACUGUCAGCGGCUAAAACGUUCCGAGAGAGGGUCGGGGCAUCUGCUGAGGCCGGGGGGCAAUCAGGCUCUGAGAGACAGGCAGAGAGUGCUGAUGUGACCGUGCCCAUGAUAAACCAAGGCCAUUAUCUCGAUGCCAAGGGUGGAACAAGUCUUUUGAUCAAUUCUCUCGGCCCUGUUCAGCCCAACACUGAGAAGAAAAACAAAUGGCGUUUCUUCAACCGUAACAGGAAGAAAGAUGGUAAAACAGCACAGAACGUCAGACAUGGAGCCGUCUCCUACCAGGCGGGCACCACGGUGUUGACGUACGAGGACGAGAUGUCUGCCAGUCCCAGCCAGCCCACCGGCAUGCAGGCUCUGUUCGGGCCACCCGCCGACGCCGAGGGGUCCUCAAACAGCGAGGGCAGCCACGCCACGGGCGACUCGGGCCGCUAUUCCCACGACGAGACCGAGCUGACCAACCUGUCGUCCGGUCACAGCAGCCGCCCCUCGUCUCUGACCGGGGAAGACAGCGCUGACUCCGAGUGCUGCGGCUCUGCCGAGGAGACGAGUCUGACCGGCGUGAAGAAGACGGGGUCAGUCGAUGCCGACUGCUGUCGUCACCACGACCAGAGCAGCUCUCAGGCUGCACUGUCUGUCAUGUAG
Salarias fasciatus (jewelled blenny) is the source of this 3543-nucleotide messenger RNA. It is a transcript of the gene prtga, whose product is annotated as protogenin homolog a (Gallus gallus). Gene Ontology annotation, molecular function: protein binding. The record is from RefSeq and is a predicted model, not a curated record. Gene Ontology annotation, biological process: cell-cell adhesion. The transcript has 19 exons. The coding region runs from base 1 to 3543 and encodes 1180 amino acids. Lineage: Eukaryota; Metazoa; Chordata; Actinopteri; Blenniiformes; Blenniidae.